AUGACCGAGUUGGCGCACCAAGCUAUGGUGGGCCAACUUGCAACUGAGCAAGCCACUGGGGAAAAACACCAAGGCAACAAUUUACAAAACGGUGAUUUGGUAUCUUUCACUUUUCCCCCAUUCAUUGUCGAUGAUGAUGAUGAUGAUGAUGGCGACGACAAUGAUGAUGCUGUGACUGUGAAAAGCCCAAAGAGGAACAAAAUGCAGUUUCAAAUAAAAGCCAAGAACUUCCCAAUCCUUCUACUGGGCCUUUGUGCCAGCCUGUCCUUCGUCAUACAUCAAGGCAUCUGCUCUCACAUUGACACUGAGGAUAUUUCCCUGUCCGAUCCUCAUCAAUCUCUGUCGGGCGUUACAGGUCCAGCUGCUCAUCAUGCACAGCAUUUUCAACCUUCAGAAUCCUAUUCGGAAGUAAAUAAACAUGUUCCAGUUCAGGUUAUUGAGAAAAUACCCCUGAAUAUACCCCAUCCGGUGCCAGUUAAAGUUCCCAAUGUUAUACGCAUACAAAUACCCGAACCCUAUGCUGUUCAUGUGCCCAUACAGCAAGAAAUUCAAGUGCCAACAUAUCGCAUAGUUCCUGAGAUUACAGAGAAACGCAUACCCUAUACGGUGGAGAAGCCAUAUCCUGUAGAAGUGGAGAAGCCAUAUCCCGUGGAGGUGAUUAAACAAAUUAAAAUCGCUGUACCAAAACCAUAUCCGGUUCCUUAUACGAUUUAUAAGCAUGUCGUGCAAAAGGAUCAUGGGUGGUAA
Molecule: messenger RNA, 747 nt
Organism: Stomoxys calcitrans (stable fly)
Lineage: Eukaryota; Metazoa; Arthropoda; Insecta; Diptera; Muscidae
Exons: 3
Coding region: 1-747 (248 amino acids)
Source: RefSeq, a predicted model, not a curated record